Cyclopterus lumpus (lumpfish) is the source of this 1154-nucleotide messenger RNA. RefSeq names its product DnaJ (Hsp40) homolog, subfamily C, member 30b (gene dnajc30b). Lineage: Eukaryota; Metazoa; Chordata; Actinopteri; Perciformes; Cyclopteridae. The record is from RefSeq and is a predicted model, not a curated record. The coding region runs from base 24 to 1127 and encodes 367 amino acids. The transcript has a single exon.
CUCGCCGACCGGUUGUCGGUAAAAUGGCUGAGGUAGGUCAGAGGCUGGGCACCGGUGCUUACCGGCUGUCCACUCUCAGAAACAGCCGUAGUCGACCGGUGUGCACCGGAGAAAGCCCCGGUUCUCUGCUGGUUACCUGCACUCUCAGUGACAGUCGGUUAAAAGACGAAUCGGUCCGGGAUCAACGUGAAGUUGAGCCGAGAAGCAGAGCAACUCAAUGCAACUCGGAGAAGCUGACACGCAGUGGAAGUGAACGGGAGAAUGCGACUUUACUUUGUGCCACUUCUUCGUCCCGUUUGAUCAGACACAGCUUGCAAGCUCACCCAGCAGCCCUGUACGCCUCAGCAAGACUGCAGCCUCUCCUCCAGGAGAAGCUGCUGCCUGGCCGGAUGACACCCUGGACCGGAGGAGCUGUUUCCAUCCACCUGGACACCUUCCGGUCCCCUCAGACGCUGCGGGCUUUCUGCACGGUGGUCUUCAUUCUGGCAGAGCAGGCGUCAGAGAGACGGAGGCGCCUGAAGGUGCACCCUGAUACCCUGCACGCCUCCAGUAGAGGUUACAGCCGGGGGAGUGACAGCAGCUCCAAACAUGUUCCUCUGCUGUACAGAAGUAGGACGUCCUAUUACGACAUCCUCAAAGUGUCCCCCGGUGCCACACAGUCCCAGAUCAAGACAGCCUACUACAAGCAGUCCUUCAUCUACCACCCUGACAAGAACCCGGGGGACGAGGAGGCCACCCAGCACUUCUUUGAGAUCAGCGAGGCCUACACGGUGCUGGGCAACGCCAGUCUGAGGAAGAAGUACGACCGAGGUUUUCUGAGCAGGUCAGAUGUUCAAAGUCCGUCCUCCAAAGAGACCACGGGCUCCCCACAGCAGCAGCAUCACUACCGAGCCAGGCGGUUCUCCAAAGCUGGGGAGAAGACCAUGUUUGAUUUUGACGCCUUUUAUCAGGGUCACUACGGGGAGCAGCUGCAGAGGGAGAGGGACAUGAAAGCCAGGAAGCAGCGCAUGCAGGAGCAACAGAAGGAGGCUCUGAGCAAGUGGAGGCAGGGGAAAAAAAUGGAGAUGACUGUGGCUUUGCUGCUGACCGUGGCAGGCUUACUUUUGGUCAGUCUCUGCAAGCCUUGAAGCAGCAACCUGGGGUUGCAUGUGAGG